Molecule: messenger RNA, 174 nt
Organism: Aspergillus welwitschiae
Lineage: Eukaryota; Fungi; Ascomycota; Eurotiomycetes; Eurotiales; Aspergillaceae
Exons: 2
Coding region: 1-174 (57 amino acids)
Source: RefSeq, a predicted model, not a curated record
AUGGCGACCUGGUUGGCUAUUGCGAUGAAGGAGGGCGAAACUGCGACGAUGCAAGUGAUCCUCGGACAGAUGAAGGUGGACGGACCACGGCUCGCAUGCAGUGGGAAUUUGACUGAAUUCUUCACGAACCUUCCACACAGCAGCAACGACGAUCAAUACCCCGUCGUCCUUUGA